This is a messenger RNA of Purpureocillium lilacinum, 1650 nucleotides long. RefSeq lists its product as uncharacterized. The record is from RefSeq and is a predicted model, not a curated record. Gene Ontology annotation, biological process: ribosomal large subunit biogenesis. Lineage: Eukaryota; Fungi; Ascomycota; Sordariomycetes; Hypocreales; Ophiocordycipitaceae. Gene Ontology annotation, molecular function: zinc ion binding; nucleic acid binding. Gene Ontology annotation, cellular component: preribosome, large subunit precursor.
AUGGCGAGCGCCAGCGCCGGCGCCGGCGUAUCCGGCACGGCGGCAACCCAUCCGUACACAUGCAACACGUGCCAGGUUGCCUAUCGCAAUAUCGAUCUACAGAAGACGCACAUGAAGAGCGACUGGCACCGAUAUAACCUCAAGCGUCGAGUUGCCUCGCUGCCUCCCAUCUCCUCCGAAGUCUUCACCGAAAAGGUCCUCCAGGCCCGUGCCACAUCGACCGCCGAAGCGGAAAAGGCCUACUUCGAAAAGGCGUGCGCCGCAUGCAACAAGACGUACUACAGCGAGAACGCGUACCAGAAUCACCUGCUCAGCCAGAAACACAAGCAGAACCUGUCCAACGCGGGCCAUCGCCGUGCUGAUGACGAGACCACGUCCGUCAUCAGCUCCACGUUCUCGCUCGGGGAGCCGACCGGACCGUCAAGAGAGGAGUUUGACAGCGACGCCGAGGACGAGUUCAACCAGGUCAUCGAGAGCUUGCAAAAGGCGACGGUCGCGGGGCAGCGGCCAUCUCCUGUCAAGCGCCCGUCCAACCCCCGCCCCGUCGGUGCGGACGCGGAAAAGAACGGGGCUGGCGAUGAUGAAGGUUCGACGACAACUGGUGGCGCUGAGCCCGCAUGGACGGUCAACUCUUGUAUCUUCUGCAACUACAACUCCCCCUCAGUGGAGCUGAACGCCACGCAUAUGGAGCGAUUCCACGGCAUGUUUAUUCCCGAAAAGCCGUAUCUGGCCAACCUGGAGGGUCUCGUCAAGCAUCUGCAGCGCCAGGUGGCCGAAUACCACGAGUGUCUGAGCUGCGGCAAGAUCAAGACGACGAUAUUUGGUGUGCAAACGCACAUGCGGGACAAGGGCCACUGCAAGAUCCCCUACACAUCAGAGGAGGAACAGCUGCGAAUCGGCGACUUCUACGACUUUAGAAGCACGUACUCGGAUGACGAGGACGACGAAGAGUCUGACGACGAGGUCGCGGAGGGCGAGACUGGCGGUGCCAAGCUGGGACCGAAGCGACGAGCCAAGAUUGUCAACUCUGAUGGCGAGGAGAUGGACGAGGACGAAGACGCCGAGGGCUGGGAGACGGACAGCUCCGUCUCGUCGCUCGACUCUGCCGAUCUCACGGCCGUCCCGGCUGAGGGCCACAUCCAUCAGUUUGAGCGCCUAAGCAAGCACCCGCACCACUCCCGCCACGACCCGCGGAAUCGCCACCAGGUCGACGGCUGGCACUCGAGAGCGCACAAGCACACGCACGCUGUCUUCUACGACGAGCACGAGCUGCACCUGCCGUCCGGCAAGUCAGUUGGACACCGGUCUCUCAACAAGUACUACCGACAGAACCUGAACAACUACCCGACGCCCGAGGAGCGCGCGGAGCGCCUGGCCAUCGAACAAGCGGCCGGCUCGGGAGACGAGCAGGAGGAGGGCCGGGCCAACGGCGACCGGAGAGUCGCCGUGCGGGGCCGCGGCAGGGAGGUGGCGCCGCGCGGCACCCUGGGCAUGGCGGGCGUGACGGACGAGAAGCGGCGCGAGGCGCGCAAGAUUCAACAACGCGGCCGCGACGCGCAGAAGCAGCGGACCAAGGCGGAGGAGUGGUCAUACGGCAAGCGGGCCAACAACCAAAAGACUUACUACUACCGCUACGAUGGCGGCGGUUAG